This is a messenger RNA of Brassica oleracea var. oleracea, 1710 nucleotides long. Its product is annotated as probable mannan synthase 7. Gene Ontology annotation, cellular component: Golgi apparatus. The transcript is spliced from 8 exons. Bases 43 to 1710 code for a protein of 555 amino acids. The record is from RefSeq and is a predicted model, not a curated record. Lineage: Eukaryota; Viridiplantae; Streptophyta; Magnoliopsida; Brassicales; Brassicaceae. Gene Ontology annotation, molecular function: mannan synthase activity.
GGCAAGCUGCCAUUUGUUGGGAGCAGGACAGGAGAUUGUUCAAUGUCUCCUCUUACAAGCUUCCACCGUAUUGCUCACGACACAUUCUCCUCCUUCCUCCUCUCACUGGUACACUCUCUCUCUCUCUCUAACUCUAUGACAAAUGACGGAUCUUUCUUACUGGGUUCAGAAGAUGUCGUUAAUAACCGGAUCAGCCUCUGGUGGGAGCAAGCGAGAGCUAUAGUAGUUGUGCCCUUCUUCAAAUUCCUGGUGGCUCUAUGCUUGAUCAUGUCUGUGAUGUACUUCGUUGAGGUCAUGUACAUGGGGAUUGUGGUAGCGUAUGUCAAGUUAUUCAAGAGAAAACCAGAGAAAGUUUACAAAUGGGAAGCUAUGGAGAAUGAUGCUGAAUGUGGCAGUAAAAGCUUCCCUAUGGUUCUGGUGCAAAUACCUAUGUACAAUGAAAAAGAGGUUUGUGAGCAAUCAAUUGCAGCUGCUUGCAGAAUCUCAUGGCCAUCUAAUCGUAUAAUAAUUCAAGUGCUUGAUGACUCCACUGAUCCAGCCAGUAAGGAACUGGUGAGAAGGGAAUGUGAGAGAUGGUCAAGACAAGGCGUCAACAUAACUUUUGAGAUAAGAGAUAACAGGAACGGAUACAAAGCUGGCGCGUUGAGAGAAGGAAUGAAGCAUAGCUAUGUGAAGCAGUGUGACUACAUUGCUAUCUUUGAUGCUGAUUUCCAGCCUGAACCCGACUUCCUCCACCGUACUGUUCCUUUCUUGAUCCACAAUCCCAAGUUAGCACUUGUUCAAGGCCGGUGGGAGUUUGUGAAUGCGGAUCAAUGCAUAAUGACAAGACUGCAGGAGAUGUCUCUAAGCUACCACUUCACAGUAGAGCAACAAGUUGGAUCGUCAACAUCUGCCUUCUUUGGUUUCAAUGGAACGGCUGGUGUCUGGAGAAUCACAGCACUGAAUGAGUCUGGAGGAUGGAAUGACCAGACAACAGUUGAAGACCUGGACGUAGCUGUAAGAGCCACACUCAGAGGCUGGAAACUACUAUAUAUAGAUGAUCUGAAGGUGAAAAGUGAGUUACCUUGUUCAUUCAACGCCCUCCGUAGCCAGCAGCAUAGAUGGACUUGUGGACCUGCCAAUCUAUUCAGGAAAAUGGCUGGACAAAUAAUAAGAAGUGAGAAUGUUUCUCUAUGGAAGAAGCUGUAUAUGUUGUACAGCUUCUUCUUUAUGCGCAAGGUCGUGGCUCACAUCCUCACCUUCUGCUUCUACUGUGUUAUCUUGCCAGCAACUGUUCUGUUCCCAGAGGUUACAGUUCCUAAAUGGGCUGCGUUUUAUCUCCCUGCUUUGAUCACUCUCUUUAUCGCAAUCGGUAAACCAAGAUCAGUCUACCUGUUGGUGCUCUGGGUUCUGUUUGAGAAUGCAAUGUCCAUGCUUAGAACAAAGGCUCUGGUCAUGGGAUUGUUUGAAACAGGAAGAGUACAAGAAUGGGUUGUGACAGAGAAAUUAGGUGAUGGUCUCAAGACAAAGCUGAUUGGGCAAGUACCUAAUGAACAUCAAGUCAGAUUCAGAGAUAGGGUGCAUUUGCUGGAGCUGUUGCUUGGAGUGUACCUGUUGUUCUGUGGAUGCUACGAUAUCAUAUAUGGGAAGAACACACUCUAUCUCUAUGUGUACCUUCUAAUGCAGUCAACAGCCUUCUUCGUUGUUGGUUUUGGAUUUGUGGGAAAGUAA